AUGGGUUACGAACAAAUUGAUUUAGCUGCGGCGCAAAAACUGGGUCUAGCGGUGUUUAGAGUCGCCAACUACUCGGCCGAGUCGGUCGCCGAACACGCUUUAACUUUAAUGCUAGCCGUUAACCGCAAAUUGCCGCUCGCCAAAGCGCGCAACUCCAAGUGAAACUUUUCGCUGGUCGGUCUCCAAGCAUUGAUGGUCAAAGACGCGGUCGUGGGCAUUGUCGGAGCGGGUAAGAUCGGUCUCAGUUUAAUCAAGAUUUUAAACGCGAUGGGCGCUCGUACACUGGUCUUUGACCAGUACGCCCGCAAAAACUUCCCCGAGCACGCCGGCGACUACGGCUUCACUUACGUUUCGUUUAACCGUUUGCUAACCCAAGCCAGUUUCAUUUCUUUGCACGCUCCUUUAACCGAAGCAACCUACCACAUGUUCGACCGAGAAGUUUUUAAAAAAGUCCGCCCCGGCCUGAUUUUGGUUAACUGCGCCCGCGGCGAACUAGUCAAAACCAAGGACUUAGUGUGGGCGCUUAAGAAGGGUAUUUUAGGCGGAGCCGGCCUAGACGUACUCGAACGCGAGCGCGACCGGUUCUUCUGCGAUUUACAAACUAAAGCUAAACGCCUAGCUAAAGAAGAUCCCGACUGGAACUACUUACUCCAGGCCGAGAACGUAAUUUUGACCGCUCACCAAGCUUAUUUCACCAGCGCAGCGCUUGAUCAAAUCGCUUUGCUGACGCUCCAAAAUGCUAGCGCGGCCGAGAAAGCUGGUUCGUUUGAUCCGUGGCACGCGGGUCACCAAGCGGUGCUUGACCACGCACUUGAAAUUUUUAGCCAGGUGAUCGUUUUGGUGGCUAAAAACCCAGCUAAGCAACAAACUCCUUUGGCUAAACGCUUGGCCGACGUCAAAAAGCAAGUGGUCCACCCCCGGGUGCUAGUCGAUGCGCUUGGUCAAGGUUACGUGGCUGAUUACGCCAAGCGAGCCGAAAUUAACUUUUUGGUCCGCGGUGUGCGCGGCACGGCUGACUGGGAUUACGAACGAGAGCUGGCGCUUGCUAACCAAAAAAUUAACCCGCGUCUAAAGACGAUUUUCUUUUUAGCCGGACCUGAGCAAGCAAACUUAUCUAGCUCGGCUUUGCGUCCCUAG
Centruroides sculpturatus (bark scorpion) is the source of this 1137-nucleotide messenger RNA. RefSeq names its product D-lactate dehydrogenase-like. Gene Ontology annotation, molecular function: D-lactate dehydrogenase (NAD+) activity; pantetheine-phosphate adenylyltransferase activity; NAD binding. The record is from RefSeq and is a predicted model, not a curated record. NCBI's taxonomy places the organism in Eukaryota, Metazoa, Arthropoda, Arachnida, Scorpiones, Buthidae. The transcript has 2 exons. Gene Ontology annotation, biological process: coenzyme A biosynthetic process.